AUGAAUACAUAUUACUCAUUGGCAACUUCAAAGAAUUACAGUAAAGAAGGCCACAAGACGAACUGCAGGAAGGGAUUGUUAUUAGAAAAGGCAUCGUCAUUUCAAGGAAGAAGUGGCGGCGCGGUGGUGGAAGGGAUGCUGCCGCGGCCAAGAAAGGUACCGGACUUGGUGGCAGGGAAGAGAGUAAGAGCAUGGUUGUCGGAUGUAGUGGUGGUGAAAGAAAGGCCUAAGCUUACGAAAUUGUUGCUAAAUGUGAUAAUACAUAGAAGCAUUGGCGCUGUUCAGGUGGUGAUGCCACCGGAGGCCACGGUGGAGGAUUUGAUUGUGGUGGCGCUGAGGCAGUAUACCAAAGAGGGAAGGCGCACUACAACAAAAAUGACUUUUUGCAACAUGUAA
Olea europaea var. sylvestris is the source of this 396-nucleotide messenger RNA. RefSeq lists its product as uncharacterized. NCBI's taxonomy places the organism in Eukaryota, Viridiplantae, Streptophyta, Magnoliopsida, Lamiales, Oleaceae. The transcript has a single exon. The record is from RefSeq and is a predicted model, not a curated record. The coding region runs from base 1 to 396 and encodes 131 amino acids.